AUGGCGAAGCCGGGCGCGCGGCCCCGCGGUUCCCGGGGCCCCGCGCCGCUUCUGCUGGCCGGGCUGGCGCUGCUGGGUGCGGUGCGGGCGCGGGCGGCAGCGGGCGGCGGCUUCAGCCUGCACCCGCCCUACUUCAACCUGGCGGAGGGCGCCCGCAUCGCCGCCUCCGCCACCUGCGGCGAGGAGGCCCCGGCGCGCGGCGUCCCGCGCCCCACCGAGGACCUGUACUGCAAGUUGGUGGGGGGCCCCGUGGCUGGCGGGGACCCCAACCAGACCAUCCAGGGCCAGUACUGCGACAUCUGCACGGCUGCGAACAGCAACAGGGCACACCCUGUGAGCAACGCCAUUGACGGCACGGAACGCUGGUGGCAGAGCCCACCACUGUCGCGUGGCCUGGAGUACAAUGAGGUCAACGUCACCCUGGACCUGGGCCAGGUUUUCCACGUGGCCUACGUGCUCAUCAAGUUUGCCAACGCCCCUCGGCCAGACAUUUGGGUGCUAGAACGGUCCACGGACUUCGGCCACACCUACCAGCCAUGGCAGUAUUUCGCCUCCUCCAAAAGGGACUGCCUGGAGCGGUUCGGGCCGCGGACACUGGAGCGCAUCUUGGGGGACGACGACGUCAUCUGCAGCACCGAGUAUUCGAGGAUUGUGCCCCUGGAGAAUGGCGAGAUCGUGGUGUCCCUGGUGAACGGGCGCCCAGGGGCCAUGAACUUCUCCUACUCGCCGCUGCUGCGUGAUUUCACCAAAGCUACCAACAUCCGCCUGCGCUUCCUGCGCACCAACACGCUGCUGGGCCACCUCAUGGGCAAGGCGCUGCGGGACCCCACGGUCACCCGCAGGUACUAUUACAGCAUCAAGGACAUCAGCAUCGGCGGCCGCUGCGUCUGCCACGGGCACGCGGAUGUCUGUGACGCCAAAGACCCCACAGACCCCUUCAGGCUGCAGUGCGCCUGCCAGCACAACACGUGUGGGAGCUCCUGUGACCGCUGCUGCCCCGGCUUCAACCAGCAGCCGUGGAAGCCGGCAACCACGGAUAGCGCCAACGAGUGCCAGUCCUGCAACUGCCACGGCCACGCCCACGACUGCUACUACGACCCCGAGGUGGACCGGAGCAACGCGAGCCAGAACCAGGACCGCGUCUACCGGGGCGGGGGCGUGUGCGUCGAUUGCCAGCAUCACACCACCGGAAUCAAUUGCGAGCAGUGCCUGCCCGGCUUCUACCGCUCCCCAGACCACCCGUUCGACUCACCCCAUGCCUGCCGCCGCUGUGACUGCGAGUCGGAUUUCACGGACGGGACGUGUGAGGACCUGACGGGCCGCUGCUACUGCCGGCCGAACUUCACGGGGGCGCGAUGCGAUGCGUGCGCCGAAGGCUUCAGCGGCUUCCCGCGCUGCCACCCGGUGCCCUCCUCUCACAAUGACACGGGAGAGCAGGUGCUGCCGGCCGGACAGAUUGUGAAUUGUGACUGCAGCGCCGCCGGGACCCAGGGCAACGCCUGCCGGAAGGACCCACGGGUGGGGCGCUGCGUGUGCAAACCCAGCUUCCAGGGCACGCACUGUGAGCUCUGCGCCCCGGGCUUCUAUGGCCCGGGCUGCCAGCCCUGCCAGUGCUCCAGCCCCGGCGUGGUGGAUGGAACCUGUGACCGCGACUCGGGCCAGUGCACGUGCCGGGUGGGAUUCGAGGGGGCAGCGUGCGACCGCUGUGCCCCUGGCUACUUCCACUUCCCCCUCUGCCAGCUGUGCGGCUGCAGCCCCACGGGGACCCUGCCCGAGGGCUGCGAUGACGCUGGCCGCUGCCCGUGCCGACCCGAGUUUGACGGCCCCCGCUGUGACCGCUGCCGCCCGGGCCACCACAGCUACCCCGAGUGCCAUGCCUGCGCCUGCGACCCCCGGGGUGCCCUGGACCAGCUGUGUGGGGUGGGCGGCGUGUGCCGCUGCCACCCCAACUACGCGGGUGCCACCUGCCAGGAGUGCAGCCCAGGCUUCCACGGCUUCCCCGACUGUGCCCCCUGCCACUGCUCCCCCGAAGGCUCCCUGCACACAGCCUGCGACCCCCACAGCGGGCAGUGCAGCUGCCGACCCCGAGUGACGGGGCUGCGCUGUGACAUGUGUGUGCCCGGGGCCUACAACUUCCCCUCUUGCGAAGCUGGCUCCUGCCACCCUGCUGGCCUGGCCCCAGCCGAUCAUGAUCUUCCUGAGGUGCACGUCCCCUGUAGGUGCCGGGCUCACGUGCAGGGGCCGAGCUGUGAUCGCUGUAAACCCGGGUUCUGGGGGCUGAGUCCUAGCAACCCUGAGGGCUGCACCCGCUGCAGCUGUGACCCCAGGGGCACACUGGGUGGAGCUGCUGAGUGCCAGCCGGGCAACGGCCAGUGCUUCUGCAAGCCCCACGUGUGCGGCCACACCUGCGCGGCCUGCAAGGACGGCUUCUUCGGGCUGGACCAGGCCGACUACUUCGGCUGCCGUGGCUGCCGGUGCGACGUUGGCGGAGCUCUGGGACAGGGCUGUGAGCCGAGGACAGGCGCCUGCCUGUGCCGCCCCAGCACCCAGGGCCCCACCUGCAGCAAGCCGGCGCAGGACCACUACCUUCCCGACCUGCACCAGCUGCGCCUGGAGCUGGAGGAGGCAGCCACGCCCGAGGGCCACGCCGUGCGCUUCGGCUUCAACCCUCUCGAGUUCGAGAGCUUCAGCUGGAGGGGCUACGCGCAGAUGGCACCCAUCCAGCCCAGGAUCGUGGCGAGGCUGAGCGUGGCCUCCCCUGACCUCUUCCGGCUGGUCUUCCGAUACGUCAACCGCGGGCCCGCGAGCGUGAGCGGGCGGGUCUCCGUGCGCGACCAGGGCAAGUUUGCCACCUGCGCCAACUGCACAGAGCAGAGCCAGCCCGUGGCCUUCCCGCCCAGCACGGAGCCCGCCUUCGUCACCGUGCCCCAGAGGGGCUUCGGGGAGCCCUUCGUGCUGAACCCCGGCGCCUGGGCCCUGCUCGUGGAGGCCGAGGGGGUGCUUCUGGACUACGUGGCUCUGCUGCCCAGCGCCUACUACGAGGCGGCCCUCCUGCAGCUGCGGGUGACCGAGCCCUGCACGUUCCGGCCCGACGCGCAGCGCUCCGGGGACCACUGCCUCCUCUACACCCACCUGCCCCUGGACGGCUUCCCCUCCGCCGCUGGGCCUGAGGCCCUGUGUCGCCACGGCAACAGCUUACCCCGGCCCUGCCCCGCGGAGCAGCUCAGCCCCGCCCACCCGCUGCUGGUCGCCUGCCAGGGCGCAGAUGUGGAUGUCCAGCUUCAGGUGGCGGUGACGCAGCCAGGCCCCUAUGCCCUGGUGGUGGAGUACGCCAGUGAGGACACCCACCAGGAGGUGGACGUGGCCGUGCACACCCCCCAGCGGGCCCCCCAGCAGGGGGCGCUCACCCUCCACCCCUGCCCAUACAGCACCCUGUGCCGGGGCACCGCCCUGGAUGCUCAGCGCCACCUGGCCGUCUUCCACCUGGACACGGAGGCCAGCGUCCGGCUCACGGCUGAGCAGGCACGGUUCUUCCUGCACAGCAUCACCGUGGUGCCCGCGGAGACCUUCGGCUCAGAGUUCGUGGAGCCCCAUGUCCGCUGCAUCAGCAGUCAUGGCGCCUUCAGCCCCAGCAGUGCCGCCUGCCUGCCCUCCCGCUUCCCGAAGCCGCCGCAGCCUGUGGUGCUCAGGGACUGCCAGGUGCUGCCGCUGCCCCCCGGCCUCCCGCUGACCCACUCUCAGGCGCUCACGCCGGGCGCACCCCCUCCCGGGCCCCAGCCCCGGCCCCCCACCGCUGCGGACCCCGACGUGGAGCCGACGCUGCUGCGCCACCCCCAGGGCACCGUGGUUUUCACCACCCACGUGCCCACCCUGGGCCGCUAUGCCUUCCUGCUGCACGGCUACCAGCCGGCCCACCCCACCUUCGCCGUGGAGGUCCUCAUCAACGGGGGUCGCGUCUGGCAGGGCCACGCCAACGCCAGCUUCUGCCCGCACGCCUACGGCUGCCGCACCCUGGUGGUGUGUGAGGGCCGGGCCGUCCUGGACGUGACCGACAGCGAGCUCACCGUGACUGUGCGUGUGCCCGAGGGCCGCUGGCUCUGGCUGGAGUAUGUGCUGGUGGUCCCCGAAGACGCCUACAGCCCCAGCUACUUCCGGGAGGAGCCCCUGGACAAAUCCUACGACUUCAUCAGCCAGUGUGCCGCCCACGGCUACCACGUCAGCCCCUCCAGCUCGUCGUCCUUCUGCCGCAGCGCCGCCGCCUCCCUCUCCCUCUUCUAUAACAAUGGGGCUCGGCCGUGCAGCUGCCACGAGGUGGGCGCCGCGGGCCCCACGUGUGAGCCCUUCGGGGGCCAGUGUCCCUGCCGCGCCCACGUCGUAGGUCGUGACUGCUCCCGCUGUGCCACUGGCUACUGGGGCUUCCCCAGCUGCAGGCCCUGUGACUGCGGCGGCCGCCUCUGUGACGAGCUCACGGGCCAGUGCAUCUGCCCACCGCGCACCGUCCCGCCCGACUGCAUCGUCUGCCAGCCCCAGACCUUUGGCUGCCACCCCCUGGUCGGUUGUGAAGAAUGUAACUGCUCGGGGCCCGGCGUCCAGGAGCUCACGGACCCCACCUGUGACGUGGACAGCGGCCAGUGCAAGUGCAGACCCCACGUGGCUGGACGCCGCUGUGACACUUGUGCUCCCGGGUUCCACGGCUUCCCCAGCUGCCGCCCCUGCGACUGCCACGAAGCAGGCUCUGCACCUGGAACGUGCGACCCCCUCACAGGCCAGUGCUCCUGCAAGGAGAACGUGCAGGGCCCGCGGUGUGACCGGUGCCGCUUGGGGACGUUCUCCCUGGAUGCUGCCAACCCCAAAGGCUGCACCCGGUGCUUCUGCUUCGGGGCCACGGAGCGCUGCCGGAGCUCGGCCUACGCCCGCUGGGAGUUCGUGGACAUGGAGGGCUGGACACUGCUGAGUGGUGACCGGCAGGUGGUGCCCCACGAGCGGCAGGCAGACGCGACGCUGCUUCGCGCGGACCUGCGGCGCGGGCCUGAGGCCUUCCCCGAGCUGUACUGGCAGGCCCCGCCCUCCUACCUGGGGGACCGGGUGUCGUCCUACGGCGGGACCCUCCACUACGAGCUGCACUCGGAGACCCAGCGGGGAGACGUGUUCGUCCCCACGGAGAGCAGGCCAGACGUGGUGCUGCAGGGCAACCAGAUGAGCAUCUCGUUCCUGGAGCCGGUGCACCCGGCCCCCGGCCACGUCCACCGCGGGGAGCUGCAGCUGGUGGAGGGCAAUUUCCGGCACAUGGAGACCCGCAGCGCCGUGUCCCGCGAGGAGCUCAUGAUGGUGCUGGCCGGCCUGGAGCAGCUGCACAUCCGCGCCCUCUUCUCACAGACCUCCUCGGCCAUCUCCCUGCGCCGGGUGGCGCUGGAGGUGGCCAGCGAGGUGGGCGGGGGACCUCCGGCCAGCAACGUGGAGCUGUGUAUGUGUCCCGCCAACUACCGCGGGGACUCGUGCCAGGAAUGUGCCCCUGGCUACUACCGGGACGUCAAAGGUCUCUUUUUGGGUCGCUGCAUCCCCUGUCAGUGCCAUGGCCACUCAGACCGCUGCCUCCCUGGCUCGGGCAUCUGCGUGGGCUGCCAGCACAACACCGAGGGUGGCCACUGCGAGCGCUGCCAGGCUGGCUUCGUGCGCAGUGGGUCCGAGGACCCUGCGGCCCCCUGCGUCAGCUGCCCUUGCCCCCUGGCUGUGCCUUCCAACAACUUCGCCACAGGCUGCAUCCUGCGAGGUGGCCGCACCCAGUGUCUCUGCAAACCCGGCUAUGCUGGGGCCUCCUGCGAGCGGUGCGCACCUGGCUUCUUUGGGAACCCCCUGGUGCUGGGCAGCUCGUGCCAGCCCUGCGACUGCAGCGGCAACGGCGACCCCAACAUGCUCUUCAGCGACUGCGAUCCCCUGACGGGCGCCUGCCGCGGCUGCCUGCGCCACACCACCGGGCCCCGCUGCGAGAGUUGCGCCCCCGGCUUCUACGGCAACGCCCUGCUGCCCGGCAACUGCACCCGGUGUGACUGCUCCCCGUGUGGGACGGAGGCCUGUGACCCCCACAGCGGGCAUUGCCUGUGCAAAGUGGGUGUGACCGGUCAGCGCUGCGACCACUGUCAGGAAGGACACUUCGGCUUCGAGGGCUGCGGGGGCUGCCGCCCAUGCGCCUGUGGACCAGCUGCCGAGGGCUCCGAGUGCCAUCCCCAGAGUGGGCAGUGCCACUGCCGGCCAGGGACUGGGGGUCCCCAGUGCCGCGAGUGUGCCCCUGGCCACUGGGGACUCCCUGAGCAGGGCUGCAGGCGCUGCCAGUGCCAGGGCGGCCAUUGUGAUGUGCACACGGGCCACUGCACGUGCCCCCCCGGGCUCAGUGGGGAGCGCUGUGACACCUGCAGCCACCAGCACCAGGUGCCCAUGCCAGGAGGGCCUGGGGGCCACGGCGUGCACUGCGAAGUGUGUGACCACUGUGUGGUCCUGCUCCUGGAUGACCUGGAGCGGGCCGGCGCUCUCCUCCCCGCCAUCCGGGAGCAGCUGCGUGGCAUCGAUGCCAGCUCCGUGAUCUGGGCCCGGCUGCACAGGCUGAACGCCUCCAUAGCCGACCUGCAGAGCCAGCUCCGGAAACCCCCUGGCCCCCGUCCUGAGACCGCACAGCAGCUGGAGGCACUGGAACGGCAGACCUCAAGCCUCGGGCAGGACGUGCAGCAGCUGGAUGGCCAGGCCACGGGGGCCCGAGCCCAGGCCGGCCAGCUCCUGGACAGCACCGAGGCCACGUUGGGCCGGGCACAGACGCUGCUGGCGGCCAUCCGGGCUGUGGACCGCGCCCUGAGCGAGCUCGAGUCCCAGACGGGCCGCCUGUCACCGGCCAACGCCUCAGCCCUGUCGGGUGAGCAGCUGCGCCGGACACUGGCCGAGGUGGAACGGCUGCUCCGGGAGAUGCGGGCCCGUGACCUGGGUGUUCCACGAGCAGCCGCUGAGGCCGAGCUGGGGGAGGCCCAGAGACUGCUGGCCCGUGUGCAGGAGCAGCUGACCAGGCGCUGGGAGAGGAACCAGGCGCUGAUAGCACGCACCCGAGACCAGCUGGCCCAGCAUGAGGCCGGACUCAUGGACCUGCGGGAAGCCCUGAACAGGGCGGUGGGCACUACGCGGGAGGCGGAGGAGCUCAACAGCCGCAACCUGGAGCGGCUGGAGGAAGCCCUACAACGGAAACAGGAGCUGUUGCGGGACGACGCCACUCUGGGGGCCGCUCUACAGGCCGCCAGAGACACCCUGGUCCGGCUCUCUGAGCUUCUGCGUGGCAUGGAGCAGGCCAAGGAGGAGUAUGAACACCUUGCUGCCAGCCUGGAUGGGGCCCGGACGCCGCUGCUCGAGAAGAUGCGGGCCUUCUCCCCGGCUGGUGGCAAGGUGGACCUGGUGGAGGCCGCCGAGGCCCGUGCGUGGCAGCUGGACCAGCUGGCGCUCAACCUUUCCAGCAUCAUCCAGGGAGUCAACCAGGACCGCUUCAUCCAGCGGGCCGUCGAGGCCGCCAACGCCUACAGCAGCAUUCUGCAAGCUGUGCGGGCCGCCGAGGGUGCCGCCGGCCAGGCACAGCAGCAGGCGAGCCGUACAUGGGCGGUGGUCGUGCAGCGGGGCCUGGCGCCCCGAGCCCGGGAGCUGCUGGCGGACAGCAGUGCCCUGGAGGAGGCCGUUCUUGGGGAGCAGCGGAGGCUGGGCCUUGCGUGGGCCACCCUCCAGGGCACCGGGACCCAGCUCCGCGAUGCCCGAGCCAGGAAGGACCAGCUGGCGGCCCGAGUCCGGGAGGUGCAGGCCAUGCUGGCUAUGGACACAGAUGAGACAAGCAAGAAGAUAGCCCACGCCAAGGCCGUGGUCACUGAAGCCCAGGACACGGCUGCCCGCGUGCAGUCCCGGCUUCGAGACAUGCAGAAAAACGUGGAGCGGUGGCAGGGCCGGUACAAGAGCCUGCAGAGCCAGGACCUGGGCCGGGUGGUGCUCGACGCAGGCCGCUCAGUGUCCACCCUGGAGAAGACGCUGCCGCAGCUGCUGGCCAAGCUGAGCCUCCUGCAGAACCGUGGGACGCACAACGCCAGCCUGGCCCUGUCGGCCAGCAUCGGCCGCGUGCGGGAGCUCAUCGCCCAGGCCCGGAGUGCUGCCAAUAAGGUCAAGGUGCCCAUGAAGUUCAACGGGAGCUCAGGGGUGCAGCUGCGCACCCCUCGGGACCUCGCCAACCUUGCCUCUUACACCGCCCUCAAGUUCUACCUGCAGAGCCCAGAGCCGGCACCCGGCCAGGCCGCCGGGGACCAGUUUGUGCUGUACAUGGGCAGCCGCCAGGCCACCGGCGACUACAUGGGCGUGGCUCUGCGUGGCCAGAAGGUGCACUGGGUGUACCGCCUCGGGGGGGCUGGCCCCACGGCCCUCAGCAUCGACGAGGACAUCGGGGAACAGUUCGCAGCCGUCAGCAUUGACAGGACCCUCCAGUUUGGCCAUAUGUCUGUCACAGUGGAGAAUCAGAUGGUCCAGGAGACCAAGGGUGAUACGGUGGCCCCUGGAGCCGAAGGGCUGCUCAGUGUGGGGCCUGAGGACUUUGUCUUCUACGUGGGAGGCUACCCUGGCAACUUCACGCCCCCCGAACCCCUGCGCUUUCCCGGCUACCGGGGCUGCAUCGAGCUGGACACGCUGAACGAAGAGGUGGUCAGUCUCUACAACUUCGAGAAGACCUUCCAGCUGGACACAGCCGUGGAUAAGCCUUGUGCGCGCUCCAAGUCGACCGGGGACCCGUGGCUCACGGACGGCUCCUACCUGGACGGCUCCGGCUUCGCCCGCAUCAGCGUGGAGAGCCAGCUGAGCAACACCAAACGCUUCGACCAGGAGCUGCGGCUUGUGUCCUACAGCGGGAUCCUCUUCUUCCUGCGGCACCAGGACCAGUUCCUGUGCCUGGCCGUGCGGGAAGGCAGCCUCGUGUUCCUCUACGACUUCGGCGCGGGCCUGAAGGAGGCCGACCCGCUGCAGCGCCCGCCGCCUCUGACCACGACCAGCAAGGCGAUCCAGGUGUUCUUGCUGGGGGGCAGCCGGAAGCGCGUGCUGGUGCGCGUGGAGAGGACCACGGUGUUCAGCGUGGAGCAGGACAGCACGCUGGAGCUGGCCGACGCCUACUACCUGGGGGGCGUGCCACCCAGCCAGCUGCCCCCGAGCCUGCGGCGGCUCUUCCCCUCCGGAGGCUCGGUGCGCGGCUGCAUCAAGGGCAUCAAAGCUCUGGGCAAGUACGUGGAUCUCAAGAGGCUGAACACGACGGGCAUCAGCUCCGGCUGCACCGCCGACCUGCUGGUGGGACGGGCCAUGGCUUUCCACGGCCACGGCUAUCUGCGCAUGGCGCUCCCCAGCAACGCCGUGCCCCUCACGGGCGACGUCUACUCCGGCUUCGGCUUCCGCAGCAGCCAGGACAGCGCGCUGCUCUUUCACCGGGAGUCCCCGACCGGGCCAUGCGAGGUGUACCUGCAGCAGGGCCACGUGACCCUCCGGCUUGCAAGGACCGAGGUGAAAACGCGACGGGGCUUUGCCGAUGGGGCCCCCCACUAUGUCACUUUCUACAGCAACGCCACAGGGGUCUGGCUCUAUGUGGACGACCAGCUUCAGGAGAUGAAGCCCCACCGGGGGCCGUGGCCCCAGCCCCAGCCUGAGGGGUCGAGUCAGCUCUUCCUGGGGGGCUUGCCCAAGUCCGACGCCCUCCGUAACUUCAGCGGCUGCAUCAGCAACGUUUUCGUGCUGCGGCUCCUGGGGCCGCAGCGCGUGCUUGACCUGCAGCAGAACCUGGAGGGCAUCAAUGUGAGCUCAGGCUGCGACCCGGUCCCUCGCACCCAGGCCCCAGAGCAGAGCCCGCAAGGACUGCGGGCCACGGUGUCUCGGAAGGCCUCCCGCCGCAGCCGGCAGCCCGCCCAGGACGCUUCCUGCUCGCCACCCUGGCCCCUCAGGGCCAUACGAGACGCCUACCAGUUUGGGGGUCCCCUGUCCAGUCACCUGGAGUUUGCACACGUCCCGCCCCCCACCAGUAACUGGUCGCAGCUUGACAUGCUCGUCCGCCCGCAUGCCCCUCAAGGGCUCCUGCUCCUCGCCGCCCCCCUGACGGCCAGCAGCCCUUCCCUGGUCCUCUUCCUGAGCCACGGACGCUUUGUCGCUCAGACGGAAGGCCCUGGGCCCCCGAUCCGAGUCCAGAGCCGCCAGCGUCCACGGACUGGCCGGUGGCAUACAGUGUCUGUGCGUUGGGAGAAGACUCGGAUCCAGCUGGUGAUGGAUGGGGUCUGGGCCCAGAGCCGGGAGGGGCCAGGCCGGCGGCACCAGGGGAAGGAAGGCCCCCGGCCACACACUCUCUUUGUGGGGGGCCUCCCUGCUGGUGUCCACAGCCCACAGCUCCCGGUGGCCAUCAGCCGCUCCGGGUUCAGCGGUUGUGUGAAGAGACUGAGGUUGGACGGGCAGCUCCUGGGGGCUCCCACCCGGGUGGUGGGGGCCACACCCUGCUUCUCCGGUCCCCUGGAGAAGGGCCUGUUCUUUGCAGGCGGCGGGGGAGCCAUCACUCUAGACACCCUGGGGGCCACACUGCCUGACCUGGGCCUGGAGCUGGAGGUACGGCCGCAGACAGCCACCGGCCUCGUCUUCCACUUGGGUCGGGGCCCGGCGCCCCCCUACCUGCAGCUGCGCGUGCUGGGGAGGCAGGUCCUGCUGCGGGCAGACGAGGGUUCAGGCGCGUUCUCCACGCUGGUGACGCUCCCCGAGGCACUGUGCGACGGGCAGUGGCACCGCCUGGCAGUGACCAAAGGCGGGAACAGGCUCCGGCUGGAGGUGGACCUGCAGAGCAACCACACCCUGGGCCCCGUGCCGGCCGCCUCGGCUGACGCCCCAGUGUCGCUGUACCUUGGGGGCCUGCCUGAACCCUGGACGCGGCCUCCCGCCUACCGCGGCUGCAUGCGGAACCUGGUGGUGAACCAGGCCCUGGUCUCCUGGCCUCGCGCUGCGGGCGUGCAGGGGGCAGUGGGGGCCGGCGGCUGCCCAGCCACGUAGCACAGCUGCCCCUCUGGGACCCCAGCCACCAGCUCCAGCGGCCAGGAGAGAGGGUCUUCGGAGUCCCCGGGCAGGC
Molecule: messenger RNA, 11140 nt
Organism: Kogia breviceps (pygmy sperm whale)
Lineage: Eukaryota; Metazoa; Chordata; Mammalia; Artiodactyla; Physeteridae
Gene: LAMA5
Product: laminin subunit alpha 5
Biological process (GO): animal organ morphogenesis; regulation of cell migration; regulation of embryonic development
Molecular function (GO): signaling receptor binding
Source: RefSeq, a predicted model, not a curated record